This is a messenger RNA of Helianthus annuus (common sunflower), 1535 nucleotides long. Its product is annotated as traB domain-containing protein. The transcript has 10 exons. The record is from RefSeq and is a predicted model, not a curated record. Lineage: Eukaryota; Viridiplantae; Streptophyta; Magnoliopsida; Asterales; Asteraceae. Bases 77 to 1339 code for a protein of 420 amino acids.
UAUCAUAGACGGUUACACAACAGUGUAUAAAGUCCCAAUUCCGGGCAAACACAUUUCUCGUGAACAACACAUUCGUAUGAAUGGACUAACUCAGUCACGCGCCCUGGUCAACUCGGUCGAGUUACACCUAUCAAAUCCCCACCGUUACACCAAAAUCUCGUCGUCACCGGCCGUCGUCUUAUUAUUCCGGCAAAUCUCCGGCAAUUUUCCGGCGAAAAUACACACUUUCACACACAAUCACACAUCACAACAAUUCGCCGUACCUCCAAAACUCCAACGAAGAUCCACCGCCUGUUUCUGCCACCGUUAUUCGACGGCGAUGGAUUCCGAUUCGCAUCCGCACUCACCGGAAGUUCAGGUAACGACGAAAACCUCCGAUGACGCAGCGAGUUUUUCGAGUUUGGAUGAUCGGAGCGUUGUUGCCGAUGAAGAGAAUUUUGAAGCGAAUGAAAAUGAAGCUGGAGGUGAGCAACAGAUUGUGCUACCUGAGGAGCUAUCACGGAGUGUGGUGAAGCUUUCGUGUGAAUCCUCUGCUGAGGGAGGAAAUUGUGAUGUUUAUCUGGUUGGAACGGCACAUGUGUCUAUGGAGUCCUGUCAAGAAGUGGAAGCCGUUAUCAGUUUCUUGAAACCACAGGUUGUGUUUCUAGAGUUGUGCUCAAAUCGUGUGGCCGUACUCACUCCUCAGAAUCUAAAGGUACCUACAAUGGGAGAAAUGGUGGACUUAUGGAAGAAAAACCACAACACAUUUGGAAUUUUGUACAGCUGGUUUCUUGCCAAGGUUGCUAGUAGGCUUGAGGUUUUCCCUGGUAGUGAGUUUCGUGUUGCGUAUGAAGAAGCCAUGAAGUAUGGCGGAAAGGUGGUUCUUGGUGACCGUCCAGUAAACAUAACAUUACGCCGGACUUGGUCAAAAAUGCCACUGUGGCAUAAAACAAAGUUGAUGUAUUCCUUGAUGUUCCAGUCAAUAUUUUUACCAAGCCCCGUACGCCUUAAUGAAAUGUUGAAGGAAUUGGAUGACGUGGACAUGCUGACACUUGUAAUUCAAGAGAUGAGCAAGCAGUUCCCUACUCUAAUGGAAACCCUCGUACAUGAGAGAGACAAGUACAUGUCUUCCAGCUUGCUGAAGGUAGCACGCGAGCAUGGUUCCGUGGUUGCAGUUGUCGGCAAAGGGCACCUUCAGGGGAUACAAAAGUACUGGAAGCAGCCUGUCGAGGUGAGGGAGCUGUUGGAGUUGCCUUCAACAAAACCAGCUAUUUCGGUGUCAAAAGUUUUGUCGACGGUUGGAGUGGCGGUGGCAGGGGUGGCUAUUAUUUCCGGAAUCUAUCUUUCUAGCCGGAAAUGAUUCAACUACCAUUUCUCUUUACAUAUAACUUGGAUUUUUCGACUUCUUUUUCAUCGUACUUAAACUUUGACGUGGUUUAUGCAAACAAACAACAAAGGAGGUAGAUAAACACAUUAACAGAUGCAACACAAACAUGUGUUCCCCUUACUUUACCUUUUUUCUUUACUUUGGAGUCUUCUUGAUUCGUAUCUUUUAA